Messenger RNA from Aspergillus ibericus CBS 121593, 963 nucleotides. RefSeq names its product putative glycerol dehydrogenase Gcy1. The record is from RefSeq and is a predicted model, not a curated record. The coding region runs from base 1 to 900 and encodes 299 amino acids. Lineage: Eukaryota; Fungi; Ascomycota; Eurotiomycetes; Eurotiales; Aspergillaceae. The transcript is spliced from 3 exons. Gene Ontology annotation, molecular function: aldose reductase (NADPH) activity. Gene Ontology annotation, cellular component: cytosol.
AUGGCGACUCUCAACUUCACCCAGAAGAAAGGUAUCUUAAACACCGGAGCCGAGAUCCCACUCAUCGGCCUCGGCACCUGGCAAUGCAAGUCCAGAGACGCCGUAGUCUCAGCCUUGCUUGCUGGCUACCGACACAUCGACACCGCCGCCGUCUACGGCAACGAAGCGGAGGUUGGCCAGGCGAUCAAAGACUCGGGCGUACCGCGCCAGGAAAUCUUCCUGACCACCAAGCUGGGCAAUCAAUGGCAUACCCGGGUCCCUGAGGGUCUGGCCGCCUCCUUGCAAGCCCUGCAGACCGACUACGUGGACUUGUAUUUGAUGCAUUGGCCGUGCGCGGUCGAUCCGGACGAUCGUGACAAGGUCGUGCCGAACUGGGAUUACGUUAAUACCUGGAUUGAGAUGCAGAAGUUGCCGGCUACGGGAAAGGUCAAGGCCAUUGGGGUUUCGAACUUUGGGAUUACCCAUCUGGAGAGGUUGUUGGCGGAUGCAGCGGUUAAGAUUGUUCCGGCUGUGAACCAGAUUGAGCUUCAUCCCUGCCACCCAUCUCCUAAGUUGGUCGCGUAUAACACGGCCAAGGGGAUUCACACCACGGGAUACUCGUGUCUCGGAUCCAUCGACUCGCUGCUGUACAAGAAUCCAACUAUUAUCGAGCUGGCUCAACAGAAAGGGCGAUCCAUACAGCAAGUCCUUCUCAAAUGGGGCCUGCAGAAGGGCUGGUCGGUGAUUCCCAAGUCGGCCAAUCCUGAGCGAAUUCAGGCCAACUUUGAUCUUGAUGGUUGGGAAUUGAGCCCGGAGGAGAUGAAGGCGAUUGAUGGUAUUCCCACACGGUUCAAGAUCUUCCAAGGUGGGCUUCUUCCGCCGGCGAUGGACGGCAAGGUAUUCUUAGGCGAUGAUGAGUAGUGCAGAGCAUUCAGCAUGAUAGAUACAUACAUACAGAUAGACCACGAUAUCAACACUAUCCAG